Messenger RNA from Ruditapes philippinarum (Manila clam), 5421 nucleotides. RefSeq lists its product as uncharacterized. The record is from RefSeq and is a predicted model, not a curated record. Lineage: Eukaryota; Metazoa; Mollusca; Bivalvia; Venerida; Veneridae. Gene Ontology annotation, molecular function: signaling receptor activity. The transcript has 6 exons. The coding region runs from base 100 to 1539 and encodes 479 amino acids.
GUGAGACCUCUAUCAUGACCUAGAUUCAUACCUUCAAAAUAUCUUGGUUUGUCGAGAGCGAACAAUUUGUUAAAUAUUUUGUAAUUAGAAAACACAACAAUGGAUUUAUUCUUUAACUUUUUGAUCGUAUUAUUAUUUCAUACAUCACUGGAUUUAAUCGAAGCUUAUGACCGGCAUAAAUGUCAAGCAAAGGUUCGGACCAGUCGCCAUUAUGUUGCAACUUUUGAAAAAACGUGUUACCUGUUCGUGAAUCAUGAAAAAUACUGGGACGAGGCACGUUCUUACUGUUGGAAUAUGGGCGGUGAAAUGCUAUACAUAGAGAACUCUAAAACAAUGAAUUUUAUAAAAUCAGUGUUGAACUCUAGAGAACUAGGUUGGUCAAAUAAUGGUGUUUGGAAUGGUGCAAGUGAUCUUAGAGACAAAGGUUGGGAGUGGACAACUGGAAAAUCUUUAACUUACAAAAAUUGGGCUGAUGGUGAACCUAGCUCUUUUCUUGGAAUCAUUUCUGUGGAGAACUGUGCUUGUAUGAGACGUAGUGAUGAUUGGAAAUGGCAUGAUUUCCAUUGCCAUUGGAGUAACUUUGAGUACAACUUUAUUUGUCAGUUCCCAAUGGAAGAAGAAAAGACUUACACAGGACAACAUGUGAACACUGGGGCUCCAUUAACAGUUGAAAAAGAUGAUAAAUUGGCUAUAAUUGGUCUUAUAAUUGGAGGUGUGGCCUUGCUGGUUAUUGUUUGUGCUGUUGUUUACUUCCUGAACAAGAAACAUGUACACCAGAGGAGAGAAUUUGAGAAGAGAAAACAGCGAAUGGCAGCAAGAUUCCAAAACACUGGCUAUGCAACUAUUAUGCAAGAUAUAUCACGUGACCAAUCAGGCGAUGGGAGUGUAGAUAUAGAUAUCGCCCAAUCAAAUGUGCGUCCGGUCAGCAACAUUUACUUGGAUCCUGUUGAAAUUGACCGAGUCUAUGAUGUUGUGAAUAAAGACACAAUUUUGGACAACCGAAAUCUUGCUAACUCAAGUCGUUUGGAUGAUCAAAAUGUGUCUAAUGUGUCAGAAACUGCUCCCCUUGUGUACACAGGGGGAGCUUCGUCUGCCGGAAAUCUUGCCGGAAUAGUAGCAAAUUCACCUAGCGAAGCAGCGGGGGCUACUUCCGGUUAUUGUGCAGCAAGGAGACGUGGGGAAGAGAGCGAAUAUAUUGAAAUGAGUGGAGGUAACAGCAUGAAUAGCAUGGAAAAUGUUGGUAACGAGACAAACCCGGCAAGAUGUUCUGGAGGAAGCACCGAUAACUUAAAAAACUUGAAAGGUGGCGCAACCGGAAGUGUUCACGACUUGAAGUCUUCAAACAUAUAUGUUACACCAGUACACUAUGACAAUAAAUUGAAUAAUACUACACCAGUGGAGAAGUCUAAGAGUCCAGAAAUUCACAUCUACAGCAACCGACUGGAUGAAAUUGACAACAACAGUUCUCUAGGUCUACGCCCAUUACCACCAGUUCCGAACACAGACAAUAGUAUUCCUGCUGAAAAAAUAGUCUCUUGAAGUUUACAGGCCAAGGGCUUAAUGUAAUAUUCAAUCAGAAAUUGAACUUUGUAUUGUUAUGUAACUAAGAAAGAAAUUUAUUCAGAUAUAUUUCCUUUAUGUUACAUUCUAAAAUGGCAAAGAUAUUUCUAUAGGCACUAAACUGAAUGGCUUUGAGUGUGAAGUUUCAGAGUGGUGCUUCUGAUUGCUGACUGAACAAGAUAAUAUUAUGCACAGAAAGAACAGUCUUCAGCAGUUUGAAAUGUAGAGUGUUAUUACAUUGGUAAAGAAUUAAGGGAGGAGGGAGAGAUUUGAUAGUAUAUUGUUUUAAAUUGUCAUCUCAUUGAAUUUUAUUACUGGUAUAUCAAAUGUAUCAAGAAUUUAAGGUAUCUAACUUCAAAUAUCUUUUCGAUCAUCACUGUGGGUUUGAAUCCUGCCAGAAAGGAUCUUUUAAGUGUUGAAACUGUGGGAGUUAUCUACCGAACUUCAGGCAGAUCUAUUGGUUCUAUUCGUGUACCACAGAGGUCUGUCUCCACUUGUAAAGUUGCAAUAUGACCUUAAAAUAGCCUUGACAGAACCAGGUCAGCCUGCAUUAUAUAGCCUGGUCAGACAGCUGUAUAUUGAUGACAUGGGAAAGUUAAUAUUCCCAGAGCAAUCAUAGCAUUAAAUAUAAUAUCAUCACUGUAAUUGAAAUUCCAAGUUUCAAAAAGUUUGUAUUUACCGUGUUAGACAAAACAAAAAUGUUAGUGAACAUCUAAUUAUUCUCCUGUUAUACCCGACAUUUUUAUUUCAAGAAAUUUAUAUCAAUGUAUUAUCUUAGAUAAAGUAUUUGCAGAUAUCUGAAUUGAUUAAAGCAUAUUGUAUUUUCUAUAUUUGUUAUAUAUUAAAAUUAUAAAUGGCAUUUAAUAUGUAUAUAUACAUGUGUAUUUCAAUUAUAUUUGACCAGUAUUUAGCUGAAAGCCAUUUGAAAGUCAAUAAGAAUGAAAUGGAAAAAUAUGCUAAAAAGCAUACUGAGUACAGGAGGUACCUCCCAAUCCAUGCUUAAUUUGUUUCUAAAAGAUAUCCGGGCAUUUUUAAUUAAUUAUUUAAGUACAUAACUGUAUGUGUAUUGUCAAAUGAACAAAUAAAGUAAUUUCAGCUGGCAUGGGACACUUACAAUCCACAUUCAUUGUGCAUUGUGUAUUUUCAAUACAUUUAUCAAAAGAUAUUUGUUUUUGUUUUAUUGUAUAUUUCAUUAUCGCAUAUUUUUUAUUUAGAGUUUUAUUUUAAAAAUUCUACUUGAAAUUUUGUAGAUUGGAUGUAUUUUCAGUGUUUUGUCGAGCUAUUUUACUACACAUUGAUUGUGCAACAUCAUGUAAUAUUUUCAUCCACUAUUUUAUCCUUUGUUAUACAUUUAAGGUGCUUUUUCAUGUUAGUUUUAAAUGUGUAUGUGUUGAAUUUAGUAAAACUAAGAUUCUUUAAUUUUUAAUUUUUUUAUUUAAAAUUUUAAUCAUAUUAAAAAAAAUUGUCAUGUCUGACAAAAAAAAUGUUUUAGGUUGAUCAGAAUGUUCCUUGUUUUGAAGACUUACGCAAAUAUUGAUAUUAUGAAUUUUAAUUUCAUGCUUUUCACUUAUAGGGGCACUAAAAUGUUUUUAAAAAAUGUUGUGUUUUAAAUUUUUAGUGCCAAUGUGUUUUGUGUUCUAUUAUUUUUAGAUAGAGUUAAAAGAGUCAGUAUUGUGUGAAAUCUAAGUCAAUGAUUUUAAAUGUGUUUCUAUAGUUAUUUACAUAUAUUGUUAGAGUGACACAUUGUAGCUAACACUAAUUUCUAAAUUUUUCCCAUUAGCAUAAAAUGCUAACAUAAUAUGUAAAUUCUCAAAUGAACUUCUGACAUAAUGAAAUAUUAGAAAUGUAGAAAUUGGCAUAUUUGGAAGAAGGAAAGCAACCCUUUCUUUUUCCCUACAAAAUCUGCAUUCAGGUGAGAUUUACUAGUACGUUGAAAGGGUAAAGAUACAAAAGUAAAAAUCACUUAAUUUAAAGUGAUAAAUUCCAUACCAUGAUGAAAUAGGGCAACUUUGCGGGACUCAAAUACAAUUUAUAAUGAGUUAUAAUAAGUUAUUUCUAUGUUAUUUGGCUAUGUGUAAAAAAAAAUAUUGCACAGUUACUUAAAAAGAAAAAAGAGAGACAGAAAAAAAAAGAAUUAUGUGUUUACCAUACAAAAAGUUUCAUUCCUGUUUUUCACAAUGCCACCUGUAUGUUCUACAAAUAUUAUUUUCUUUUACUUGUAAUGUGCAAACUAGUAAAAGUUACAUUGUUUACUUAAGUGUAUUAAGUAUUUGCAUUUUAAAAUGGGUUGUCUACCUUUCUGUGUUGACACAACAAAAAUUGUUGAUUUUUAAUGAUUAAAUAAAUAAUCAGUUGUUGUAUUAUAUUUUGUGUAAAUUUACAAUGAGAGAGAUAAGAUAAAUAGAGUCCUGUAUCCACCAAUAUUUUAAUCUUAUGUUACACGAAGAUGCUUCUUUUUCAAUGAUUAUAUUAUUUGUUGAUCUGAAUUUAAAGUGAUGUUAUGUCCAUCCCCGUGUAAAAGGUCAGUGAACAAGUAAAAAUGAAAAUAACUUUACAUUUUGCCAUUAUAUUGUUCAAUAUUAUAUUUUACUAUGAAAAAAAUUUUAUCCAAGUGACUGACAGAAAUUUCUAUAAAUAUCGUUCAGAAUUUAUUGGUAACUCAAUUCUUAAAAAGAUUUGGACAGUCUUUUUAUAUUGCUUAUAGUUUUUAUGUUGUUUCAUAAACAUUUUAUUAAUUAAUGGUCAGUCACUGUUAUAAUAGCCAUUCUUUUUAAAUUUAUCACAAUUUCAACUAAAAAAUGAGCAUAAUGUCACUUUAACCAUAAAUCUGCUGAGUUUGUGAAAUGGAUAUGUACUGUUUUGAAUUUGGAACAGUCCAUUUAAAGUUUAAAAGAUAUCAGUAUCAAAAUACAAAAAAAAUGAGCUAUCAACAGUAGAACCAGGUCAGACUGCACGUUCUAUACUGGUGGCAAUUCUAUCUCCUAUGCAGUGAUCUCCCCUUAUCAGUUGAUCUCUGCCACCUCAAAUUUUUUUAACAAUACAUAUUUUGUUAUUUAACAUUUUUUAGCUUUUUAAUUUAUUUUUCAUUAUUUUGUUUACUUUUGAUAAUUUUCUGAUAAACUGUAUCAAAAGUAGGUAUGAAAGUUAAAAAUAAAACAGAAAGAGAAAUUACAUUAGAUUACAUUAGAUUUUCUGUAAUUUAAGGUUGAUAUUUACAUUUGAAUUUCGAUGUAACGUCAUGUGACUUUUUUCAUCAUGUGAAGGCAGUGAUUACAGUCUGCUAAGGGAGAUAAUCACUGUGUGAGUUUGGUGACAAUUAAGGAUUAUAUCACUUUCCAUUCUAGUAGGGAAGGAGUUCAUACCAUAAACUUUUUAAUAGGCAUCUAUAGUUGUGAUAAUAUACAUUUUACAAUCUGUGCAUACUUAACAAUGACAGUGUUCAAUAUUUAAUAUUUUUAAACACUUUGGUUUAACUUAAGAUACAAAAGUCUUGGUGAAUAUAGGCCUUGAAAUCUGGCUUAAUUUUACAUACAUUACAAAAGUCUUGUGGUGUGUUGAAUUGCUGUGUAUAAUGUUAUAUAAACUUAAAUGUAGUUGUAUUAUAUAGACAGGUAUAUGAUUUACAUCAUAGUCUGAAAUUUUGUAUCCGAGUAGGAUAAUUGAAAAUAGCUUUACUGUUAAAAGAUUUUGCAUUUUUAUGAAAUUGUGAAAUAUACUUGAGUUUAUUUGUAUAAAGACUGUUGCCAGUACAUUGUUUUUAUAAUGUUUUCAUUAUAUGUGUAUACUGUUUUUAUGGAUUUAGAGUGUCAGUAUUGACAGUGAUUACUUUCCAUGAAUGGAAUAAAAAAUCUUAUAAUCUGA